CGUAACCGAAUAGCAAUUUGCUAUUAUUUUAAGAGAGUCUAAAGUUUCAUUACUCUCGCGGCAGAAGGACAGACGCUUUUCACCUGUUAAUUAUGAUUGCGUAUAUAUUGUUCACCGUUUUGGCAAUUUUGCCAUUAUUUCUUUACUUACGAAACCCCUAUUUUGUGGGGGAUUUAAAGUACACAGUUACUGCACUUCAGAUCGGUAUCCGCCGAAGCAAACUCAAGAAAAAGUUUUAUAGUAUUUUGGACGCUUUCCUGGACAAAGCGGCUAAGCAUCCACACAAGACUUUUUUAGUUUUCGAGGAAAUCUCCUACACUUACAGUCAAGCCGACAAAGAGAGCAACAAAGUGGCCAGGGCUCUGCAGACAAUUGCCCACCUGAAAGAAGGAGACACGGUGGCUCUUUUCCUGGGCAACGAGCCUCUUUACGUGUGGCUCUGGCUCGCGGUGGCCAAGCUAGGAUGCGUAGCGGCUCUCCUCAACUACAACAUCAGAUCCAAAUCUCUGCUGCACUGCUUCUCCUGCUCUGAUGCCAAGGUCCUCAUCGCUGGUGCUGAUCUGAAAGGAGCCGUAGAGGAGGUGUUGCCCACCUUAAAGGAGCAGGGUAUCCGUGUGUUUAUCCUCAGUGAGCGCUGUGAUGUGGGAGGCAUUGACAGCAUCUCUGACAAGAUUCAGCAGGCCUCUGAUCAGCCACUGUCACCACAGCUGAGGGCCAACAUUAACCUUAAGAGCCCUGCGCUAUACAUCUACACGUCAGGGACCACAGGACUUCCCAAGGCAGCUGUAAUUAACCAUGAGAGAGUAUGGACAGUAUCUUUUCUUCAAUCUAUUGCUGGUGUGCGCUCAAAUGAUACCAUCUACAUAUACCUGCCUCUCUACCAUACUGCUGCUUUUCUUAUGGGACUUUGUGGCGCCAUAGACAAAGGCAUGACUGUUGUUUUAAGGCGGAAAUUUUCUGCCUCCAACUUCUGGAAUGACUGUAGAAAGUACAACGUGACUGUUAUUCAGUACAUAGGAGAAGUCCUACGCUAUCUUUGCAACACACCAAAGAAAGAUAAUGACAAAAUUCAUAAAGUACGAGUGGCUUUGGGGAAUGGAAUAAGGGGAGACACCUGGGACGAGUUCCUGGAGCGAUUCGGCAACAUUCAUAUCUGUGAAUGCUACGGAGCAACUGAGGGAAACAUUGGCUUUGUCAACUACGUUGGAAAAGUUGGAGCUAUUGGAAGAGAACAUUUUCUACACAAAAUGUCACAUCCCUAUGCCCUCAUAAGGUAUGACACAGAGAUAGAGGAGCCAUUCAGAGACUCCAGAGGAUUUUGUGUUGAAGUCCCAAAAGGAGAGACUGGUUUGUUGGUGGGAAAGAUUGGACUGAGGACACCUUUCACCGGCUAUGCCAAGAAUGAGCAGCAGACAAAGAAGAAGAUGCUGAGAGAUGUGUUUGUGAAGGGAGACCUCUACUUUAACAGUGGCGAUCUUUUAAAGAUAGACAAUGAGGGCUUUGUCUACUUCCAGGACCGCAUUGGAGACACUUUCAGGUGGAAAGGAGAAAACGUGGCAACCACUGAAGUAGCUGAUAAUUUGCUUACAGUUGACUUUGUGGAGGAGGCUAAUGUCUAUGGUGUGAAAGUGCCAGGACAUGAGGGAAGAAUUGGGAUGGCAGCACUGAAGCUGAAAGAAAACAUGAACUUUGACGAGAACACUAUGUAUCAGCAUGUCAAAAACCUUCUGCCCAGCUAUGCCAGGCCACGUUUCAUUCGCAUACAGGAUGCACUGGCAGUAACUGGUACUUUUAAGCAACUGAAAGUGAAGCUGGCCGAGGAGGGCUUCAACCCCACCGUCAUCAAGGACCCAUUACUCUUCCUGGACGACAAUAAGGGCUACAUACCCAUGACUCAGGAGAUUUUCAACUCCAUCACAGAGGGAGAACUCAGACUCUGAAAGAGUUUAGUCUUUUUUAUUGGACUGACAAAUGAUGCAUUUAAUUUUUAAGCUUUUAGUGAUA
Molecule: messenger RNA, 2004 nt
Organism: Melanotaenia boesemani (Boeseman's rainbowfish)
Lineage: Eukaryota; Metazoa; Chordata; Actinopteri; Atheriniformes; Melanotaeniidae
Product: very long-chain acyl-CoA synthetase-like
Exons: 10
Coding region: 93-1940 (615 amino acids)
Molecular function (GO): long-chain fatty acid-CoA ligase activity; long-chain fatty acid transmembrane transporter activity
Source: RefSeq, a predicted model, not a curated record